UGGUCGAUGUCGGAUCUCGCGUGAAGUCAGGCGAGAUACUCAUUUCCUUACAACUGCCUCGCUGCGGUCUCUGUGAAGGAUGUCAUAAGUCUGUCACAACAUCCACGCACCAUGACAAACAUCGUGUUUAUAUGUUUGUAUCUCUCACUCCUCUGUCAAGUCGGACGUUCACAGAAUGACACUACAACAUGUCCACCGCUCCAACUCGACUCGUCUCUUGUGGCUGAUGAUAACGUCACUUCCGUCCCGGCUGGUGAUGACGUCAACGUCACGUGUGAGAUUGGCUUCACCUUGCCAGACGGACAGAAGAUACAGACCCUCCACUGCCAGCCAAACAUAACAGGCAAUGCAUCAUGGGAUGUGCCCUUACAAAGCUGUUCACCCGUGACGUGUACAGUUAUCCCGGAAGUGACGAGUGCCCACGUCACGUACAGCUCGGUGACGUACAGAAGUGUCCUCUCUAUAACGUGUGCUUCAGGAAGCUCACGGGACAUCUACCCCUCCCGACUCAACCUGUCCUGCAACGCCACAGGGGACUGGGAGGUGCAGGACGUCAACACCACCAUCCUUGACUGCCUAUAUGGAAGAAACAGUUACGUGGGGUGCCUACAGCCCUUACCCGGCGUUCUGGACGUGUCCCUCCCAGCUGUUAGUAGCCACAGUCACUGUGUUCUCCACUGCAGGAAUACUAACAUGCUCUACAGUGGCUUUCAAGGAGGAGAUUGCUACUGUGGAAACCUCACAGCGUUCGGCAACAACGUGAACAACUUCGACUGUAACACGACAUGUGGAUACAACGCCGACAUCAUGUGUGGAGGAUCAGACGGAAGGAUGAGCGUCUACAUGACAUUUGAUGGCUGCUACUCCAUCACCAACUCGAGCGUCUUCGCGUCAGCAUUUAAAACUACUGGUAGAAAUUAUGAAACAUGUAAGGAAUACUGUCGUGGACUUGAUUUUCCUAUUGCCAUGGCAACUCGAUCCUACCUAUGCAAGUGCACUAACACAACGUCUGGUAUCAUUGCUGAGUCUAUCCUAGAACCCACGUGUACUUUGUCUGUGAAACAACUCGGGGAAUCAUUCAACGCCGCCACAACCGUCCGUGUCUGGACCCUAGAGCGGGAGCCCCUGUUGGCCGACAGCUGCAACAGGCUCUACAAGAGUGGCAUCUGCAUGCAUGGCGACUACUACAUCUCCAACAACACCAAGACCUACUGCCGCUUUAAUGACAACACUAUGUGCGACCAAUACUGGAUCGGAUACAACGGCAGCUGCUACCACUUCAGCAACUUCACCGCGACGUUCAACGACUCCUACAGCUACUGCCUGUCCCAGAAUGCUCACCUUGUGGUCAUACAGUCGACAGCGGAGCAGGACAUUCUGCGGGACGCAUUCGGAAACUUUCUGAAUUUCCACUCUUCAAAGGCUGCCUGGUAUGUUGGCCUGUACGACGCUCGCUCUAGCGCCUCCUUCCAGUGGACUGACGGCGGCCUCCUGUCCUACACCAACUUCCCCAGCAGCGAACCCAGUCGGCCCUUCGAGGCGCGAUGUGUGGUAGUUGCCCUCGAGGAUGACGAAUAUAGCUGGUACGACCGCCAGUGUAGUGAUGAAGACAACUUUAUCUGUGAAAACGCCAAGAUUGGUAUUACGGGUGUAUCAAAGUGACAACAACAGACCUGAGCGUGACCUUGACCCAUGAGGUCAUGACUCUGACUCUCUGUUCGCAGGAGUGUUACUCAUUGUCACGUACA
This is a messenger RNA of Haliotis rubra (blacklip abalone), 1748 nucleotides long. RefSeq lists its product as uncharacterized. Lineage: Eukaryota; Metazoa; Mollusca; Gastropoda; Lepetellida; Haliotidae. The transcript has 9 exons. The record is from RefSeq and is a predicted model, not a curated record. Bases 112 to 1662 code for a protein of 516 amino acids.